CAAACUGCUGCAAACUCGUUUCACAAAAUAUUUCACCACCGCGAACAUCAUGUUUGCCAAACGCAUCUUUCUCUCUCUUUAAAAAAAAUCUUAUCAUCUUUAACACAAAUAGCGGAGAUUUAUGCAAGUCGCGCGACGGGUCACGCGCAACGCACAUCCCAAACGACCCAAUUCCGCCUUAAUAAAUUUUUUGAAAGCAAUACUUAUUGGACCAACAUUAGACCAUGGCGUGUACCGAAAACGUGCCGACCAGAUUCGUUUUGGGGAUCAUGAUCUUUUGGGGAGCGCUGACGGGGUUCGUUCUCAGAGGAAGUUUGAGCCUCAGCAUUGUCACCAUGGUUGGAAAGCGUCGGGUUACGCAAAAUUCAACAUCCAACUUUACUUCGUCAUCAACUGGUUGUUUGACCGUUCCUGAAUGGCAAAAUGUAUCAACUUUGUUCAUGAACGCCUCGGAUCUUUCCAGUGAAUAUAUCCAGGACGAGGAAGGCGAAUUUGAUUGGAGCGAACAACUUCAAGGAACGAUUCUCAGCUCUUUUUUCCUUGGCUACUUAUUUUUCCAACUACCUGGAGGAAGACUUGCAGAACUCUAUGGCGGAACAUUGGUUUACGGAUCCACGAUUUUGAUUCCGUCACUUCUUGCAGCGCUCAUUCCCCUACUGACGCGCGUUCAUUACGGAUUUCUCAUCGCCUUGCGAAUAGGCCAGGGUCUCUUUUUUGGAGCUAAGUUUCCAUCGGCUGCUGUUCUCGUUACCAAAUGGGUACCGUUGGAGGAACGUGCCAGAUUUAUGUCGACCUUCACCAUGGGAGGAACAUUGGGACUGGCUGUGAUGAUGCCGGUUUGCGGGCUGAUCAUCGAUUGGCUUGGUUGGCCGGCCCUUUACUACAUCACGGCAGGACACGGCGUGCUUUUUUCCAUUUGCUGGUUUCUCCUGGUCCAUGAUUCGCCAGACAAACACCCCAGAAUCACGCAGUUUGAAAAGAGGCACAUCGAACUUGGAUUGGUCAAAGGACCUGUCAAAAAACUGCCAAUUCCAUGGGUUCUAGUUUUGACGUCAUUGCAAUUUUGGGGCCCGUUUCUGACUUCCUUCGGCAGCGACUGGGGUUUCUACACCUUCCUCACCCUGGGCCCAAAAUACAUGGCCAGCAUUUUGGGGGUUGACAUUAAACAGAAUGGCGUGUUAUCGGCGCUUCCCUUUCUCUUUCGGUACAUUUUCGGAAUAAUUUUUGGCCAGUUCUUUGACCUGUGCCUCCGAAGACGGUGGAUGGCGUUGGCCAAUUUGAGAAAGGUGGCUGUUUGCGUUUCGCACCUAUUUCCCGCCGUGGCACUUUUGGCCUUUCCACUUGCCGGAUGCAACAUGACGUUGGCCGUGGCCAUCAUUUGCAUUGCUAUGGGCUGCAAUGGAGCCCUGACUUCUGGACACCUCCAGUCCUACAUGGACGUAGCACCAAAUUUCGCGGGAACACUUGGCGGUCUGCAAAACGGUUUUUGUUCUUUGGCAGGUCUCUUGUCACCGUUAAUCAUUGGAGCCAUUCUCGAGCACGACGCAAGUGUUGUUGGUUGGCGAAUUUCGUUUGCUCUGUCGGCGGUGAUAUUUGCCAGUUCUUCUUUAUUAUUUUUGAGCACAUACACCGGGAGAGUGCAAUCGUGGAACGAUUUGUCAGACCAACGCGACAAGGAGGCUUCCAGACCCAUGCGGCCCAUUGUCAAAUCAUAAUAAUUCCAAAAUGAUUUUACUCCCAACGCACAGAAAAGUACAAAAAUUGAAAUUGUAUUAAGGUUCCAAGUAAACAUUCAU
Messenger RNA from Neocloeon triangulifer, 1796 nucleotides. Its product is annotated as sialin-like. Lineage: Eukaryota; Metazoa; Arthropoda; Insecta; Ephemeroptera; Baetidae. Bases 225 to 1715 code for a protein of 496 amino acids. Gene Ontology annotation, biological process: transmembrane transport; monoatomic anion transport. Gene Ontology annotation, molecular function: transmembrane transporter activity. The record is from RefSeq and is a predicted model, not a curated record. Gene Ontology annotation, cellular component: plasma membrane. The transcript is spliced from 10 exons.